GUUGGUAUCGCACGGCUAUGGUUGAAAUAUCUUGUGCGGUUUGAGGGUUUGAAAAAGAGUGAAACUUAUCGUGAAUCCAAAUUUGAGAGAAAAGAUGCCGUGUAAUUGUCCCGCUUCUCAACCUGGCCCUACGCUGGCGUCCACCUGUGGCGGUGCCCCCUUCAUGCUAUUCAUGGGUCUACUUGAGGUAUUCCUGAGAUCCCAGUGCGACUUGGAAGAUCCGUGCGGUCGUCCGAAAAAGAUCCACGUACUGCCCGAGUACGACUUCAUAGUGGUCGGUUCGGGUUCGGCCGGAUCGGUCGUGGCAAGUCGACUGUCCGAGAUACCGGAGUGGAACGUUCUUCUGAUUGAAGCCGGUUUGGACGAGCCCACCGGUACCCAGAUACCGUCGAUGUUUUUAAAUUUCAUCGGAUCUGAGAUCGACUGGGGCUAUCAAACUGAACCGGAGACGGACGCCUGCCUCGCCGAAACUGAGCAGAGAUGCUACUGGCCAAGGGGGAAGGUUAUCGGAGGAACGUCCGUAAUUAAUGGGAUGAUGUACAUACGUGGAUCCCAUCAAGACUUUGAUACCUGGGAAAAUCUUGGGAACAAGGGUUGGAACUACAACGAGGUACUCCCAUACUUUCUGAAGAGUGAGGAUAAUAAACAGAUGGAUACGAUGGAUCAAGGGUAUCACUCGUCCGGUGGGUUACUGAGUGUGUCGCAGUUUCCCUACCAUCCACCCCUUUCAAGUGCUUUUCUCAAGGCCGGAGAGGAACUAGGUUAUCCUACGCGAGAUCUAAAUGGCAAUCAUCACGCUGGUUUUUCAAUCGCGCAAACAAACAACCGUAACGGUUCGAGAGUAAGUACGGCUAGAGCCUUUCUAAGACCUUUUGUUAAUCGAAGCAAUUUACACAUAUUAAUGAAUUCUACCGUCACUCGUAUUCUUAUAAAUUCUUCCACCAAAUCCGCUUAUGGCGUUGAAGUUAUUAACAAUGGUAAGAAGCAAGUGGUCUACGUUAGUAAGGAGGUGAUUGUAUCGGGAGGUGCAAUAAAUUCACCUCAACUAUUAUUGCUGUCUGGAGUCGGUCCAAAAGAACAUUUGCAAAAUGUAGGAAUCAAUACGGUCCAUGACCUACCGGGAGUGGGCGAGAAUCUUCACAACCACGUAGCUUACUUUGUCAACUUCAACAUCAACGACACAAACACGGCACCAUUAAAUUGGGCAACUGCAAUGGAAUAUCUUCUGUUCAGAGAUGGCUUGAUGAGUGGCACCGGUGUGUCGGAGGUCACGGGUUUAAUCAACUCCAAAUUCGCGGAUGCAAGCGGCGAACAUCCCGACAUCCAACUCUUUUUUGGAGGAUUUCUAGCGAACUGUGCGCGUACCGGUCAAGUUGGUGAACGUCUAGAUAACUCGACGAGAAGCAUCCAGAUCGUCCCCACAAUCUUACAUCCCAAAAGUCGCGGGGUUUUGAGACUGAAAGAUAAAAACCCAUUAAGUCAUCCUUUAAUCUACGCCCGCUAUUAUACGCAUCCUGACGACAUUAAAGUGAUGAUAGAGGGAAUCAAAUUUGCAAUUAAACUGUCCGAGACCAAUGCCCUGAAACGGUACGGUCUUGAAUUGGAUAGGACGCCCGUGGCCGGAUGCGAAAACCGCAACUUCGGGACCGACCAGUACUGGGAAUGCGCGGCGAAACGGCAGACCGGUCCCGAAAAUCACCAGGCCGGAACCAGUAAAAUGGGACCCUCUAAUGACAAAAUGGCGGUGGUCAACAAUCAACUUCAAGUUCACGGCGUUGACCGUCUGAGAGUGAUUGACGCCAGUAUUAUGCCCCAAGUUACCUCUGGCAAUACGAACGCCCCGACGGUUAUGAUCGCCGAAAAGGGAAGCGAUAUGAUUAAGGCGAGAUGGAUAACGCCGCAGGCCGGAUUCUUUUAUACCGGAUUUCCUCGUCAAAGGAUCGACAGGCAGCGGGGUAGUUGGUAGUUGGAAAUUUACUCUUACAUUUUAUAGUUUUUUUUUAAUAAAUUGGGCCCUAUUUAUUGUAGAUGGUAGGUAGAUCCACAAUAAAAACUUUUUGUGUGG
Messenger RNA from Photinus pyralis (common eastern firefly), 2065 nucleotides. Its product is annotated as glucose dehydrogenase [FAD, quinone]. The record is from RefSeq and is a predicted model, not a curated record. The transcript is spliced from 6 exons. Lineage: Eukaryota; Metazoa; Arthropoda; Insecta; Coleoptera; Lampyridae. Bases 95 to 1966 code for a protein of 623 amino acids. Gene Ontology annotation, molecular function: oxidoreductase activity, acting on CH-OH group of donors; flavin adenine dinucleotide binding.